Messenger RNA from Centropristis striata (black sea bass), 1714 nucleotides. It is a transcript of the gene kdelr3, whose product is annotated as KDEL endoplasmic reticulum protein retention receptor 3. Gene Ontology annotation, cellular component: endoplasmic reticulum; cis-Golgi network; membrane. The transcript is spliced from 5 exons. Gene Ontology annotation, molecular function: ER lumen protein retrieval receptor activity. The record is from RefSeq and is a predicted model, not a curated record. The coding region runs from base 370 to 1017 and encodes 215 amino acids. Gene Ontology annotation, biological process: endoplasmic reticulum to Golgi vesicle-mediated transport; protein retention in ER lumen. NCBI's taxonomy places the organism in Eukaryota, Metazoa, Chordata, Actinopteri, Perciformes, Serranidae.
AUUGGUGCAGGUGAGCAGCUUAGCGCUGGUUUGUGCCGUCCGAGCUGUCAGCCACGUCACCUCCUCUGAAACAACUUUCCUCUCAGACCACCGUGGACACAGCUGAGUUUCUGAGUGGACUCUGUAGACACUUUAUCUAUUCAUCUCCAUGAGUUUAGGUAACGAGCCGAAGAGCUACCGGGCACACUCAGAGUUCACUGUGCGGAUGUUAGCUUCUUUUUAGCUUCUUUAUCUCGUCUUGUUAGGCUAUUUUUUUGCAUUUGCAGGGCGCGUUUGCUUUCUGCAGCUCUGCCCUGUCUCUGGAGGACGUGUAAGGCCUGAAAGGAGACGUUUUAAGUUGUUUUUGUAUCGAAGCGGAACAUCAACAACAUGAAUGUUUUUCGUCUGGCGGGUGACGUGUCACAUCUGGUGGCUAUCAUGAUCCUGUUACUAAAGAUAUGGAAGUCCAAAUCUUGUGCUGGCAUCUCUGGGAAGUCUCAGGUGCUGUUUGCACUUGUCUUCACCACCAGGUACCUUGACUUGUUCACUGUCUUCAUCUCUCCUUACAACACGGUCAUGAAGGUGGUGUUCCUGGCUCUGUCCUAUGCUACUGUGUACCUGAUCUACAUGCGCUUCAGGAACACGUACGACUCUGACAGCGACACUUUCCGUGUGGAGUUCCUGUUGGUGCCAGUCAUCGGGCUGUCCUUCCUGGAAAACUAUGCUUUCACCCCGCUUGAGGUCCUGUGGACUUUCUCCAUCUUCCUGGAGGCGGUGGCCAUAAUGCCGCAGCUCUUCAUGAUCACAAAGACCGGGGAGGCUGAGUCCAUCACCACACACUACCUGUUCUUCCUCGGCCUCUACCGAGCUCUCUACAUAGCCAACUGGGUGUGGCGUUACCACACAGAGGGCUUCUUUGACCAGAUCGCCGUGGUGUCCGGCGUCGUGCAGACCAUUUUCUACUGCGAUUUCUUCUACCUUUACGUCACAAGGGUGCUUCGAGGAAGAGGAAAGAUGGGUCUGCCGAUGCCCAUUUAAAACAGACUGUUGUUCAUCCACCCGUGUGCCUGCUACAGCUCAGCACCUGGACACAGACCGAGCCCUUCAACUGUACAUGUAUUUAGCAAUAGGACUAAUGGUCUGAUGUCAUUCUGUUGACCAAAAUGUGUGCACCUCUAGAGAUGGAUUUUCUUUGUGAUGAUUGGUACUUUUAUGUGUGUGUGAGUCUGUAUGUCGGUGUGUCUGUGUGUGUGUUUGUGAUGUAUGUGUGAGAUUAUUUUUUUUCUUCACAAGAUGCAAACGUGACACUGGAAAUGUGUCCCCGAUGUGCAUGUGGAACUUAAUUUCAGGCAAAUGAGUGACACUAUGGAAACUGUGUAUUUUUCUUUACUUUCCCAUUAAGACUUUAGCUCUGAGACUGUUACAGUGUCGAAUCCACACAAUUGUAAAUCAGUUAGAUUGUAUGUAGCUUCAGAACCAGAGUUUCAUGUCAAAAAUACACUUAUCUUAAGUCACCACCACAUUUUUGACAAACUUGCCUGACAGUAAUGACAAAAUAUUGUAGUUUUUUUUAUUAUUUGUACUCUGUACUCUUUAAGCCAAGUCAAUCUAUAUAUCUUCCACUAAUUGUCUUCUUCUUUGGUUCUGUAAUGUUAUACACUCCCUGAAUAUGUUUGUAGGGAAGCCCUGUGAGGCAAGUGAGAAAAAUAAAACAUUUGGUGAUCCUUUUUUUUAA